ACCCCUCUCCCUCCAGGCACCAUGGGAUCCAAGAGAGAAGACGUGAGAAGGAAGCACAUCCGCUUGCACAUGGAAGGGGCACUGACCGCCCGGGACAAGGUCGGAGUGCAGGACUUUGUGCUGCUGGACGCUUACACCAGCGAAUCUGCCUUUCUGGACAAUCUUCGCAAGCGUUUCAGCGAGAACCUCAUCUAUACAUAUAUCGGGACACUCCUUGUAUCCGUGAAUCCAUACCAGGAGCUCGGAAUCUACACUGUGAGCCAGAUGGAACUUUAUCAAGGGGUCAAUUUCUUUGAACUGCCACCGCAUGUCUACGCCAUCGCUGACAACGCCUACCGCAUGAUGUGCUCUGAGCUGAAUAACCACUUCAUCCUCAUUUCUGGAGAGAGUGGGGCAGGGAAAACAGAGGCUUCCAAGAAGAUUCUCCAGUAUUUCGCAGUGACCUGCCCAAUGACCGAGUCCCUCCAAAUAGCGCGUGACAGGCUGCUGCUCUCUAUCCCGGUGCUAGAGGCCUUUGGAAAUGCCAAAACACUCCGGAAUGACAACUCCAGCAGAUUUGGAAAAUACAUGGACAUACAGUUUGACUUUCAGGGCGUUCCUGUAGGUGGGCAUAUCAUCAGUUACUUGAUAGAAAAAUCCAGAGUCGUCUAUCAAAAUCAUGGUGAGCGGAAUUUCCACAUCUUCUACCAGCUGCUAGCAGGUGGCGAAGCGGAGCGCCUCACUUCCCUGGGACUCGAACAAGACCCCCAGCUGUAUAAGUAUCUCUCACAGGGUCAUUGUGUCAAAGAGACAUCUAUCAAUGAUAAGAACAAUUGGAAAACUAUGUCCAAUGCCUUUUCUGUCAUUGAUUUUACUGCUGCUGACCUUGAGAACCUCUUUGGAAUCAUUGCCAGCGUCCUACACCUGGGGAACAUUUGUUUCGAGGAAAACAAGCAUGGCUGUGCCACCGUUCCAGACACACAUGAGAUCAAGUGGAUUGCCAAGCUCCUGGGGGUCUGCCCGGCGAUUCUUCUGGAAGCUCUCACCCACAGAAAGAUUGAAGCCAAAACAGAGGAGGUGAUAUGCCCACUGCCAGUAGAACUCUCUGUCUAUGCCAGAGAUGCCAUGGCAAAGGCUGUUUAUGGACGGACAUUUACUUGGUUGGUCAACAAAAUCAAUUCCUCCCUAGUCAACAAGGAUUUCACGCAGAAGACUGUGAUUGGGUUGCUGGAUAUCUAUGGUUUUGAAGUCUUUGACAAGAAUGGUUUUGAACAGUUCUGUAUAAAUUACUGCAAUGAAAAGCUCCAACAGUUGUUGAUAGAGAGGACCCUGAAGGCGGAGCAGGCAGAGUACGAAAUGGAAGGCAUUGAGUGGGAGCCGAUUCAGUAUUUCAACAACAAGAUUAUCUGUGAUUUAGUAGAAGAAAGACACAAAGGAAUUAUCUCCAUUCUGGAUGAAGAAUGUAUCCGUCCUGGACCUGCCACAGACUUGAGCUUCCUGGAGAAACUGGAAGAGAAAGUGGGCGGGCACGCACACUUCCAAACCCGGAAGCUGGCUGGUCCAAAGGGGCGGAAGAGGAUUGGCUGGCUGGAGUUCCGCCUCCUGCACUAUGCAGGAGAGGUCACCUAUUGCACCAAGGGUGAUGUGGAAAAAAAAAAAGGGGGGUUUUAUAGACAUCUGAAAGAAGUGCUGUGCAGGUCCAAGAACAGCAUCCUGAGGGAGUGCUUCCUGGUAGCGGAGCUGGAGAACUGGAGGAGGCCGCCAACGGUAGGGACUCAGUUCAAGAACAGCCUGAGCAGCCUCCUAGAAAUUCUCAUCUCCAAGGAGCCUUCGUACAUCCGCUGCAUCAAGCCCAACGAGAGGAAAGAGCCUAGCAAGUUUGACGACUUCCUCAUACGACACCAGAUCAAGUACCUGGGGCUGAUGGAGCACCUGCGAGUGAGGCGGGCUGGCUUCGCCUACCGGCGGAAGUAUGAACAUUUCCUGCAACGGUACAAGUCCUUGUGUCCAGAUACCUGGCCGCACUGGCAUGGGCCCCCAGGAGAAGGUGUAGAACGGCUGAUCAAGUACAUCGGCUACAAGCCCGAGGAGUACAAGUUGGGAAAAACCAAAAUAUUCAUUCGUUUCCCCAGAACUCUGUUUGCUACUGAAGAUGCUUUUGAAUUUAGUAAACAUCAAUUAGUUGCAAGAAUCCAAGCCACAUACCGAGGCUGCCUAGGGAGGAGAGAAUAUGUGAGGAAGAGGCAAGCAGCCACCAAGCUGGAAGCCCACUGGCGUGGAGCCUUGGCUCGGAAGGAAAUCAAGAGGAGAAAGUGGGCGGUGCAGAUCAUAAGGAGGUUCAUCAAGGGCUUCAUCAAUCGAGGCAAGCCCCUCUGUCCUGACAAUGAAGAGUUUAUAGUAUUUGUACGCAAGAAUUACAUCUUGAAUCUUCGCUACCAUGUGCCGAAGAGUGUGCUGGACAAGAGCUGGCUGAGGCCUCCAGGCAUCUUGGAAAAUGCUUCGGAUCUGCUCAGGAAGAUGUGCACGAGGAACCUGGUUCGGAAGUACUGUUGCGGGGUCUCAGCAGAGUGGAAAGCCAUGAUGCAGCAAAAGGUGGUCACAAGUGAAAUAUUCAGGGGAAAGAAGGAAGGCUAUGCAGAAAGCUUAAACCAACCCUUUGCCAACAGUCGGCUGGGUGAAGGCGACAUUAAUCCUAAAGUGCUUCAACUACUCGGCAGUGAGAAAAUCCAGUACAGUGUACCCGUCUUCAAGUACGACAGGAAAGGCUUCAAGGUGCGGCAGCGGCAACUCCUCCUCACUCAGAAAGCAGCUUAUGUGGUAGAACUUGCCAAAAUCAAGCAGAAAAUAGAAUAUUCAGCACUCAGAGGCGUCUCCACCAGCAGCCUGAGUGAUGGAAUCCUAGUCCUUCAUGUUUUUCCAGAGGACAGACAGCAAAAGGGGGAUGCCAUCCUACAGUGUAAGCACAUAUUUGAGGUGGUCACUAAACUUGCUAUGCUGGCUAAGAAAGAGCACACUGUCAGUGUUGUUCAUGGAAGUUUACAGUUUUAUAUCAGUCCUGGGAAAGAAGGCACAAUAGUUUUUGAGACUGGACCAGAAGAACAAGUCUAUAAAGAUAAAAACGGACAGUUAACAGUGGUGAGUGGAUCCACUGGAGGGCGGGGGGGGGGAGUGUCAGAUGAGAAUACAGGCUUAAAUAGCAAGUUCAUCUCUCUCUUCUAUUCCUGAUCUCUACAUCUCAAAGAUAGGAAGAAAGUGGGGCUAUAAAUAAGAACUUAAACACUGAAUUAGACCAGGGGUGGGGUGGCUUGUCAGUGAGCCAGCAGUUGACAUGAAAUACCUGUCAUCUUAAAUGAUGAAGUACAACUUGUCUCCAUGUGCUCAGGUCCCACCCUUAGACAAAUGAUUCUAAGGCCAAGGCGUAAUCUCAGAUGAGGUAGGAAGAUCCCGAGUUCAGGGCCAACAACAAAAGUAUUUCCUGUGCAUUCUAAUUUAUACAUUAUAUCUUACCUCUAUAUAAAAUGGGCUGGUAAAUGUAAAUGGUUCACAGAGGUGGCUUUCAUAACAUAAUGGCCCCCUUCAGGGACAAGUAAGAGGAAGGAUCAUUUUGAAUGUGAAGUAGGUGAUCUGUCAGUUUACCUGUUCUACCUUCAAGUUUCCACCAGAGGCCUCCCCACACAGUUCAACUGUGACCACCUCAGGCUGAUGAUGCCAACAGGCAUCAGCCACUCUCUAAGCCUGGCUGCUCCCUCAGGAGGCAGAGCUGGCUUCUCAGCUCAUCCUCACCCAUCUUGGUGAUCCAGUAGCCAACUGCUUCCUUCCUGAGGAAGGGGGCUGAGGGCGCUAAAGCCAGGUGUGACUCUCCCCAGGUGUCUGUCCGGAUGAAGUCCUGAUAGAGGACAGCGCCUGACUUCUGUGGUCACUGUUUUUGCUCCAACUGAGGAAAGCACUGGAUAAGCAUGGAUUAGACCCAGUGAGCCCAUCUUCAAGGACUGUGCCAGCGGCUUUGGGAAAGGAUCACUGUGCCAGAGCUGGACCUCAGUCUCAGCCCAGGUGCCACUGCAGUCACAUUUCCUGGGAGCCAACCUGGAGCAUCCAAAUGUCCCCCAAAGGACCCAAACUAAGACACAUCAAGAUGUGAUUAUGGGGGUCAAGAUGUGAUUAUGGGGGUGGGCACCAGAUUUCCUACCUUUGUCAAGCUGCCUGAGGCACAAAGAGAUAUUCUAGUCUGAGAAUAAGUAAAUGAAAUUUUAUAAAAUGCAAAAUUUGAAUUUUGCUGUGAGUAAAUGGAACUUAAGGGCUUCCAGUAACUGGUUAGGUUCCUGGCAGACUCUUUAGGUCCCAGAUGGUGAGUGGGGUCCCCAACCUCAAUCCGUGAUAAUACCAGCUGAUUCAUUCUGCUUUUCAGAAGCCCCCCAACUUCCUUUGGGUGUGUAAACACUACUGAAAAAUGACUCAACUUUAGGUAAAGUAGCAUGCAGAAGCCUGCCUCGCCCUUUGCUGCAAGUGAGUAACUCUGCUGAGCGAGGUAUGUUUCAAAAGACCAGAAGACAGAACUGUGAACAGAAAGAAGCACAGUGUAACGUUUAUUUUACACAUGUCCACAAAUGCUUGUAUAAGAUAGAAACAAUGAGUACUUCUAAAACUCCAGCAUUGUUUUCAUAGAGCAGAGAAACAGGAAGGUGAAUGGCAUGCUUUAACUGUGUGACAGUGACUUUGGAUGGAGCCCCACAGAUAGCACGUGCUCCGGGAAGGGCCGAGUGCUGUUUGUGCACAGGUGCUGAAUGGCAGCUGUGAGCAGCUGGUACAGGAGUUGAUACCUAAAUAGAACCAGGACCUGCACAGAGCAAACAGCCCAUCCUCAACAGGAGAGGCUGUGCCAGGACCUGCUGCAGGCACAGGCCCCCAGUCAAUGACCACAUGACUAAAACACUGGCCUUGGUUACCAUGAACUAAAAGCCAUUCUAUUUUCUGUUUUAAUUGUGAGCUAUUACAGAGUAAUAAAACCUCACUCUACCAAACCCAAGACGAGCGUUUUUCCUGAUUGUUCACAAUAUAAAUGCCGACUACUCCCCUUGGUGCUAUAGAGUCAGUUCCUUGUGGAAGCUGAGAGCAGAGCUCUGGCCAGAUGUAGCCAAAAGUAUCUUUCACAUGGAAUGUUUCAGACCUCUUCUAUCCCUGUGGGCAGAGGUGCAAAACUACAGAGUUGAAGAAAAGAGGAAGCAGAGAGCUGCCAAAAACAGUAAUUGUAGGUGCCGAGGCCAAGUCAGGCUGUGCCACACCAACAUGUAAAAAACAAUGGAUAUAAUGGCUUUCCAUUCCUACAAAACAUCAGAACGGGCAUUCGUUUUAGCUCCCUAAAAAAGCUGAACCCACACAGCAGGGGUUUAUACUUCAAAACAAACAGUAUAAAAACUUUAUGAAACAUUAUUUUGUAAGCUCCCUUUCUGUGGCACUUAACAAAGUCCAAAUCACUCAAUAGAAAAGUUUCCCA
This is a messenger RNA of Nannospalax galili (Upper Galilee mountains blind mole rat), 5470 nucleotides long. It is a transcript of the gene Myo1h, whose product is annotated as myosin IH. Bases 22 to 3204 code for a protein of 1060 amino acids. Gene Ontology annotation, biological process: actin filament organization; vesicle transport along actin filament. Lineage: Eukaryota; Metazoa; Chordata; Mammalia; Rodentia; Spalacidae. The record is from RefSeq and is a predicted model, not a curated record. Gene Ontology annotation, molecular function: microfilament motor activity; actin filament binding; ATP binding. Gene Ontology annotation, cellular component: vesicle; cytoplasm; myosin complex. The transcript has 32 exons.